CCCUCGGACCAGCCAGAGGAGACGAUGUGCACGCGGACCAGGGCUCUAGAAGUCUUCUUCGUCCACUUGGAUACGACGGCGCGUCAAAAACAGCGAGUUUUAAUUCAUACUUUUUAUGAUUAGACACUUCUUACGCUUCUGACGGAGACUCAAUGUCCCAUGAACACUUGCAGGAACGGUAACGAUGACACCACGACGACCUGCGCCGUUGUUGUCUCUGCGGGACUCGAGAGUGACGCAAUUACGCGCAUUUUACGCAGCUUGUAUUUCUAUAAACUUUACUGAACGAGUUAUUUACACACCGUUCUUGUUUAUUUAAGCGUCACACAUCACAAGUACUCGGUGGUUCAAUUCCCUUCAUUUCACGCGGAACCCAUAAUUGGAGACCUCAUCUCCACCGCGCGCGCGCUCCCUCCAGCGCGUACACCCGGAGCGGUGAAAUGCAGCGCGAGCGCCUGCUCAAAGUCCUGGUGAUCGGCGACCUCUGCGUGGGCAAGACGUCCGUGAUCAAGCGCUACGUGCACCAGGUGUUCUCCCAGCACUACCGCGCCACCAUCGGGGUGGACUUCGGCCUCAAGGUGCUCCACUGGGACCAGAGGACCGCGGUGCGGCUGCAGCUGUGGGACAUCGCCGGGCAGGAGCGAUAUGGCAACAUGACCCGUGUGUACUACAGGGAGGCCGUGGGCGCCCUGGUGGUCUUCGACAUGACUCGGCUGUCCACGUUUCAGGCCGUCCUCAAGUGGAAAGGAGACCUGGACUCCAAGGUGGCGCUUCACAACGGGACGCCGGUUCCAGCCGUCCUAUUGGCCAACAAGUGCGACCAGCGGAGUCCCGGCUUGUGCCCCAAGCUGCCCAAACUGGAGAAGUUCUCCCGGCAGCACGGCUUUGUGGGCUGGUACGAAACCUCCGCCAAGGACGACACCAACAUUGACGCCGCCGUCACGUGCUUAGUGAAGAGCAUCCUGGCCGCGGAGGACGAGAGGGCCGUGAGGGACGCCACGUCCACCGCUGACACAACCAAAGAGGACGUCCUGGUCCUGCCCAGCCUGGACUACAGCGAGAAGGGGAAGGCACUCAGGGGGUGUUCAGGGUGCCCCUCGCUGCAGCCCAGAGACCUGGGCCAGGACUGAUGGGUUUGAACCAAGAGGCUGGCGGUUGAUUUGUUGAAUGAUUAAUAUUUUUUGUACAUUUACAAAUAUAUUUCGUCAAAGAUGUUUGAUAUUUCAGCUUUAGGAUUAUUAUAAAGAAUCCAUGAAAUUAUAAUGUUGUUAUUGUACUUUUAUAACAAAUGGAGUAAACAUAUUUCUUUACUUUAAAAAAAAAUGAUAUUUUAAUGUUUUGAAAGUUUAUGUGAAGAUAUUUAAAUAUUUUGUCGUAUUAACUCGUUAUUUCUCUGACCGUUUCAGAAGUGUUUUUGGGCGCGUUGAUGCUUUUACGUUUUCUUUUCUUUUUUUGCUUUGAAAGCAAAAAAAACGUGUAAACGUAAAAAAAGCUAA
Pseudoliparis swirei is the source of this 1496-nucleotide messenger RNA. RefSeq names its product ras-related protein Rab-38-like. Gene Ontology annotation, molecular function: GTP binding; GTPase activity. The transcript is spliced from 4 exons. The record is from RefSeq and is a predicted model, not a curated record. NCBI's taxonomy places the organism in Eukaryota, Metazoa, Chordata, Actinopteri, Perciformes, Liparidae. Bases 441 to 1130 code for a protein of 229 amino acids. Gene Ontology annotation, biological process: vesicle-mediated transport. Gene Ontology annotation, cellular component: Golgi apparatus; trans-Golgi network; vesicle.